AUUCGUCUUUCUUGGACUUUCGGUCUUUACGGCUGGCCACAACCUUUCACAUAGAUAUUUUUGAAUUAGAUCGUUCAGAACUGGGGUGGCAGCCGGGGUGGCAAGGCAUCUUCUAGGGGUGGCAGUUGCCACCUUAUGCCACCCCAGUAGAUCCGCCCCUGCGCUGAGAGUAUUAAACUGAAGGUUUCCAGCGGAACAUGUUUAGCUAGUGGCGGGCUUGACGCUGCGUGGGAUGUACCGUGUCUGUCCUCUGUGAUUACAGAUGGAAGUACCAGAGAACCUGUCCGGUCAGGCUACCGGUGUGGAGCAGAAUGCUACACCGACCCCCGUGGACGUGGACGCCGCGAUGCUGCUGCUGGGAGCCGGGGUUACAGUCAGCACACACCCGCUGCUGUACGUCAAGCUGCUAAUAAAGGUGGGACAUGAACCUCUCCCACCAACUGUGGGCAGAACUAUGUUUGGAAGAAGAGUUUUUUAUCUACCUGGCUUCUUCUCCUAUGCACAGCACAUUGUGAAAGUGGAUGGAGUAAUGGGACUGUUCCGCGGCCUCUCACCUCGUAUCGUGUCCAGCGCCAUCUCCACUGUGGUCAGGAGCAAAGUUAGGCAGAUAGAGUUUCUGUCCAAGAGAGAUGAACCGCAGACUUCACUCCAGAAAGUUGUCAAAGAGACGUCACAUGAGAUGAUCAUCCAGAGCCUGUCAAGAAUAGCCACCCAUCCUUUUCAUGUUAUGUCAGUGCGCUGUAUGGCCCAGUUUGUAGGCAGAGAGGUCAAGUAUGGCGGUAUGUUCAGCUGUAUUGUCAAGAUUUUUAAGGAGGAAGGAGUUGCUGGAUUCUAUGUUGGACUCAUACCGCAUGUGCUGGGAGAGGUCCUCUUCCUGUGGUGUUGUAACCUCCUGGCCCACUUUAUCAACACCUACACUGUAGAUGAAAAUUUCGGCCAGGCCUCAGCAGUAAGAAGCUACACUAAGUUUGUGAUGGGUAUUGCAGUGAGUGUUCUCACAUAUCCUUUCAUGCUGGUGGCUGAUCUUAUGGCCGUCAACAACUGUGGUCUGGCUGCAGGUCUCCCUCCUUACUUUCCCAUCUUUAAGUCCUGGCUGCACUGCUGGAAUCAUCUGAGCCACAAGGGUCACCUCUUCAGAGGAUCCAGCUUCUUUUUCCGACGGGUGCCAGUGACCUCACCAGCUUACAUCGAGGACUGAUGUCUUAAUCAUCAUCACCUUCUGGGAGUUCUUCCUCCUCCUGCUCAGAAAAUUUUCCAAAGACAUCACCUUUUCCUUCCCCGUGAGCCUGUCAUCCUCUGCUGCUGUCAUUCAGACAUCCAGAUGUAGCAGGAGCAGCAGCACAGCACAUGGAGUGCCAAAAGAGUUUCAGCUCACUUCAGUUUGCUGAGGAUGGAUCUGUUUCUUUUCAGAAUUCGGGGAUCAAUUCAGCUGUUUGAAUCAGUGCAGAAACUAUGGUGCAAUACUUUGUUCUUGACUGCAGUGAACCAGUAUGCACUACAAUUCUGAUUUCAUCUCCACAGCAGCAGCUGAAGCAUGUCACUGCAGUAAAACAGACAAAUCUAAUGGCCAUGACAUAUAUUCAUAUCAACCUCAUGUCCAAUUUCAUCGUUUUUCUUGUGAAUUCUGCUUACUAUUGUUGGCUGUUAUAAAUACAAGUCAAUAGUUUUAGUCUUAACAUAUCAGUCCUUAUUCUUAACAUUAUUUGAUUCAGUUCCAUUUUAUUUGUAUCGUGCCAAUUCACAACUGACAUCAUUUCAGGGCUUUUUGCAAUAUUAUAUUCCAAGAAGAAAACCAACAUAUCCAAUGAUUUCCUUUGAACAGUACAUAUUGUCAGUGGGAAGAAAAAGAACUUCGAAAACUAAACCAGGCCAUUUUUCAAUAUUUGUCUUAAACGUAGUUCAUCAACAUUAAUUAAAACACAUUGGAUGGUAUCAAAUGUGUUUAAAAUUCAUGUUAAUUAAAUUUUAUUUGGGUUAAUCAGCUUGUUCCACUUAGUAUUAGAUAUUUGACAGGUUCACAUUAUAAUUAGAUGAAUCCUCACUGUAGAAACUUUGUAAUGAUAUGAUGAUGAAAGUCUUCCAACUCUGUCACUGCGUCAUGCUCCAUGUAUGAUUAUGGCACUACAGAUAUUUGAUCAAAUGCAGAGGUAGGGCUAUCACAAUCGGCAGAUAUGAACCAAUAAAAUGCAACACACUAAAAUUAAAAGACAAAGACAGUUGGAGCCUAUCCUUGUUCCUGAAAUGCUUCAUCACUUUUUACAAAAGUUCCACUCUUACCAUCAACUUUGAAAUACUGACUUCGAGUCGCACUGCAACAGUAAACACACAGCAAACCUUAAAAUUAACAAAACACAAGAUAUUUAAUUUCAUUGCCAUACCUAACCCUUCUCUCUGUCUCGUAUUACCAGUAAUUUCCUCGUCAUCCACACCAGAGAGUCUCCUUCAGUGAGUGUCCUUACUAAUACAUCAUUAAAAUGAAGCCACUACGGUGUUGAAUCUGUUUGUCUGUCUACAUGUCAUUGUACCUUAUGAAAUGCAUGGAAAAUCUCACGGGUACAAGUUACAAUCUUAUAUAUGCUAUGAACUGCUGAACAUGAUAUUUAAGACUGUAGAUGAACACAGUCGUUGGAGUUUUCUCCUAACCCAGAAGAGUGGUUUGAAGUCAUACGCACAUGCGUUGUUGGAAGAUGUCUGUUACCUCUGAACUGAAUGGCCACUCCUUAGACUGAUCAAUAAAGAGUGAUGGUCAUAUUGUGACUCCAGUGAGAUCUCACUUGUCAAUCUGUCUUUGUGAUGUGAUUCAUGCAAGUCGUCCAUUUGUUGAAAAUAAAUUAUUUGAUACUCA
Molecule: messenger RNA, 2845 nt
Organism: Amphiprion ocellaris (clown anemonefish)
Lineage: Eukaryota; Metazoa; Chordata; Actinopteri; Pomacentridae
Product: mitochondrial carrier homolog 1-like
Exons: 12
Coding region: 263-1198 (311 amino acids)
Biological process (GO): positive regulation of apoptotic process
Cellular component (GO): mitochondrion; membrane
Source: RefSeq, a predicted model, not a curated record